UGAUUUCGGUGGAACAGGGCAACCGUUGACGCACAAAGAUUAUCUUUAAAGUCCCGACUCGGUUAUACCAAGGCAAAACACUCGAAAACGGCCUAUUUUUUUUAGUGUUUUCUUAAUGUUUGUAACUUGAAUGUAAGCGGAGACAAAAACAGGAUGGAAAAGAGAGUAUCCGUGUUACCAGGCUCCUCUCUUUCCCUCUCCUACUUGCGUCUCUUGAUUCCGCCUCAUCGAUUGAUUUCUGCGGCGAUUUGGCAGACAGUGGACCAGAAGAUCGUGUCUGACUAUGGUCUUCUGGAGGAGUUUGUGUUCAGGGUGACAGACAUCGUUCCUCAGCUUCUUUCAACAAGACAACGAGCUGAACUGAUAAUGGGGCUCAGAGCACGGCUGAUCUUAGAACUGUGUCGCUGUGAGGACACUGCUCAAAUCCAGAUCAUCCAGCCUCAUUUGGACCGAAUGCAGGAACUAGAGGCUCUGUGGACUGUAGUGACACCUAAUCCAGAGAAUGAACAAUCAGAGUCUCAUUUCAUGGCUCUUGUUAAAAACUUGCUGAGAGACUCGGAUGAGAGGAGAAAUUUUUUUAACGAUGUUUUCCCAGGUGAUUUUGGUCCAACGUAUGACAAAGCAAUCCAAACCCUGAUGUGGCUGUUUCUGACUCGACUUGAAAAGCUUCUCCCAACUCAAUCCCUGCAGCAGAUAGCAUCACUUCUUGGUGACCCUUCCUGCGUUUUGAACGAAUAUAUGGAGUCGUUCUCAGAUCCUCAGGAACUGAAGCUGUUGCUGGACACUUACAAAGACCUCAGUCAAUUAGACAACAUUGAUUCUCUGUUUGUUGAAAGUGGCAUUUUAUCAGCCCUGUGUCUCCCAUCAGAGGAACGUAUGUUAAUUGUUAGUGCCCAAACAGAGGCGGAUUCAGAGAGUGGCGUGGCGUAUACAAUCUGCAGUGAGAUGGAGGUGGAGUCUGAUGAUAAAGUCUAUGUUGCACCAGGCAGCUGUGAGGAUGCGGUGAACGCACCGUGGGUAGAUUUGGGAAAUGAAGUAAAAAAUGAAGCAAUUGAGAUAGUGGUGCAUUCAGUAGAGGGCAGCAAAGACAAUCACCACUCAAACAAAAGUGACACACUGAUGAUUGGAGAGGACGGGCAGGUGACUGUGCUUGGCGAACAGGUCAAGAGGCGUCGUGGUCGGCCCAAAAAAGCACCUCAAGAUGAAGACUUUCAAGUAAAAUUAAGCAAGGAGCAACUGGAGGAUCCAGACUUUGUGUUGGGACAAAGACCUGUGCGAAAGAACCGUGGUUUAAAGAUGAAACGUUUACUUUCUCAGUGGAAAAGAACAAAGACGAAGAGCUCCAACAAUGCCAAAAAAUCUCCAAGCAGUGACGUGGAUGACCGAACGUGUAAGGUCUGUGGCAUGGUAGUGGCACAUAGCAAAUUGUUAGAGCGUCACAUAAGCCAGCACGCUGAUGAGGCGCCCUACUCUUGCUAUUCCUGUGAAAAGGUCUACAAGAGUAUACGAUUUCUGCAGCGCCAUAAAUGUUCAAGUAUUGUAAAAGACAAAAAUGAACAGCCAAGCCAGACGAACACUGAUGGCCAAGAGAAAGCAGUUGUAGAUGGAGCUGAAGAAGAGACUGAAGCAGGUGAUGACAAAAGUGUGGCAGAAGGACCGUUCUACUGCCCACAGUGCAGCGCUGAAUUCAAAUGCAGACAGACAUUCAGGUUUCAUUUAAGAAAUAUUUGUUAUGACGAACAACAGGUGGACCCUGAGAAGACUGAGGAUGAUAAGCACUGUUUUAAAUGUGAUCAGUGUGACAAAGCAUUCAAAUACAAAUCCACGUUGGACUCUCAUAAACAAACUCACAACCCCCUCUACUGCCAUGCCUGCAUGAAGCUGGUGCGGGACUCGGAUGCACUGGCUUUGCACAAAGAAUCUCACACUCCAUUUCAGUGUAAUCACUGUGAGGAGAACUUCCCUGUAUUCAAGGCUCUUCAUAAACACUAUGUGGACGUGCACAACCCCACAGAACCAUACACCUGUGCUCACUGUCAGACCACCUUUGUUAGCCUCAAACGCUUUAUCCGUCAUGAGUGGAAACAUACGGGCUACCAACCUUUCCAAUGCCCCCAGUGUGUAAAACGCUUUAGAUCCUACUCGGACCUGGUGGAACAUCAGAGGAAGCACACUAAAGCUUAUCCAUACCUCUGCUGGGAGUGUGGGAAAAAGUUCCGCCACAGUUUGACCUUGACGAGGCAUGUGGCAAGAGUGCAUCACUCUGGCGAGCCUGUGCUGGAGAAGCCCGCUGCAGCCUUUGGUUGUCUGCAGUGUGGGAAGAUGUUCACCUCCAGAAGAUGUCUGCUCAAACAUGAUAACUUCCAUCACAAAGGCCUGCGCUUUCCCUGCGAGUUCUGUGGGAAAGGUUUUUUUGGUAAAGAUGCUUUAGUGCGGCACACUCUGAUCCACACUGGAGAGAGACCGUUUAAGUGCGAUGACUGUGAAAAGUCCUUCAGGUCACUGGCUGAGCUCAAAAUUCACCGGCGUUACCACACCGGCGAGCGGCCCUUCAAAUGCACAGUCUGUCAAAAGGGCUUUGUUCAGUCAUGUUUUCUGACUCUACACAUGCGAUCACACACAGGAGAGCGGCCAUAUGUGUGUGCAGUCUGCAGCAAGGGCUUCACAAGCUUACAUGGGUUAAAGCGACACAGGAGACUGGUUCAUACAUAGCUUAGGCUAAUGCAAUCUUUACAGUUGUUUUCAUAUGCAGCCAGAUUGAACCUUAUCAAGUGGAUAAUGCCACUGCUUUUCAGCUUACACAUGAUUUUUGUCUGCCACACUUGUAAUGUAUGGCGGCCAGCAAUUAAAAAGCAUUAGGGAUUGUUAUUUGUAUAGUUUUGAAAAUUAAACAAUAUUUUAUGAGUGUUUGAUGUAGUUCUACAUAUUUGUAUGUAUGAAAAAAAUAACAGUGAUUCCUUUAGGAAUUAAAUUAAUUUUGAUUGAA
Messenger RNA from Periophthalmus magnuspinnatus, 2986 nucleotides. Its product is annotated as zinc finger protein 569-like. The coding region runs from base 154 to 2712 and encodes 852 amino acids. Lineage: Eukaryota; Metazoa; Chordata; Actinopteri; Gobiiformes; Gobiidae. Gene Ontology annotation, biological process: regulation of transcription by RNA polymerase II. The record is from RefSeq and is a predicted model, not a curated record. Gene Ontology annotation, molecular function: DNA-binding transcription factor activity; RNA polymerase II cis-regulatory region sequence-specific DNA binding. The transcript is spliced from 7 exons.